UUCGGAUGAAGCCACUCCUGUAUUCACAUACACUCCCCCAUAAACUCAAACACAUACACCUCAGAAAUCAAAAUGGCUUCCCUCAACAACCUUUCCGUCGCAGGCCGCGUCGUGCUGGUCUCUGGCGCAUCGUCUGGAAUUGGCGAAGCCACGGCUCGCCUUCUUGCCGCUCGAGGCGCCAAGGUCGUCCUCGGUGCUCGCCGCACAGACCGUAUCGACGCCAUUGUGGCAGAAAUCAAGAAGGCCGGCGGCCAGGCCGCUGGACAAAAGCUCGACGUGACCUCACUCGAGGAUUUCGAGGCGUUUGUGCGUUUCGCCGAAUCGACUUUUGGCCCGGUCGACGUGCUGAUCAACAACGCCGGCAUCAUGCCGCUGGCACCGCUGCACGCCCUCAAGGUUUCCGAAUGGACGGCCACCAUUGAUGUCAACAUUCGCGGCGUUCUGCAUGGCAUCGCGGCCGUCAUCACCAAGAUGCGUGAACGCAAGCAAGGGCACAUCAUCAACGUCUCCUCGGUUGCCGCCCACAUUGUCUGGCCGACCGGCGCAGUGUACUGUGCUUCCAAAUUCGCGGUUGCCGCAAUUUCGGAGGGUCUCCGCCUUGAAAACCAGGACGUCCGCGUGACGGUGGUUUCCCCCGGCGUGGUGGAAUCCGAGCUCGCGCACACAACGACGGACGAAAACACCAAAGUUGCUCUCAGCAAGCUCCGGGAAGUCGCCCUGACCCCUGACGCCAUUGCCCGAGCCAUUGCGUACGCCAUCGAGCAGCCCGCUGACGUUGCCGUCAAUGAGAUUAUUGUUCGUCCGACCGCGGCCACGAUUUAACUUGAGGUUUUGGUUGUUGUUGUUACAGUAUUGUUGUCGCAAUCUCUGGUGCAAUUUGCACAUCACCAGUACAUGUACAAAACCACCCCAACCUUGUUGACUUCAAUACAAUACUUGCCUCCA
Capsaspora owczarzaki ATCC 30864 is the source of this 945-nucleotide messenger RNA. Its product is annotated as short-chain dehydrogenase. The transcript has a single exon. Lineage: Eukaryota; Filasterea; Ministeriida; Capsasporidae. The coding region runs from base 73 to 822 and encodes 249 amino acids. The record is from RefSeq and is a predicted model, not a curated record. Gene Ontology annotation, molecular function: oxidoreductase activity.